AUGCCAAACAAGAGGAGCAUCAUAUCUCAGCACGAGAUCGACGAUGUUGCCCCUGUCGAAGACCUGACUCAGCCGCUGACGCUGCAUUCCAAGCGCACCGAACGACGGCGAAGGAAGCAGGAGCAGCGGGCAACUUCGACGUCAUCGGCCGAUCGACUGCGAGGAUUUCUCGACCUUCCUUUUGAGCUGAUGAUGGGCAUCUUGGAUUUACUAUACCCGAGCGACAUUUUCGUCCUAUCCCGGGUGAAUCAUGAUCUGCGCCGCUUUCUGCUCGCGAAUGAAACGAGCAUCACCCGCCGCAUCGUCGAUUUCCGCUACCCGAUCCUCGAACGAUGCCUCGUACCGCCGGUUUUGAUGGAAAACAUCGACCCGGCCAUCCAGCUGUUGCUCAGGAGCCCCGACCGCCCGGACCUCACCUUGUCGCAUCGGACCGGCCCUCAGAAUAUACCGUCCCCGGACAACACGCUCCAUUGCACAUGUUUGACCUGUAUGGUUCGCUGGAAUGCACUCUGCGCCGCCGUCGACUUCGCCCACUGGCAAGACAAUCUCGACAAGGGCGUACCGAUCCCCACAGUCGCCCGCGGCACAGUUCCUCCUUGGAACGGCGAACUCCUUGCGAGGAAUCGCCGCGUCGUCCUCAACGCCCUGACCAGUCCUCUGUGGUACGCCAGAAUCCUGGAGGCGCACCUCAAGUCAACCACAAGGUCUAUUCGCCGUCAUAGCCAUAACAAGGCCGACCAGCGCCCUCAUUUUCGUAUGACCGCCGCGGACAUGAGGGCAGGCACGGAUGCGUUUCUGCAGCGAGAAGGACCCCCUACCUUUGACUAUCCUUAUUCGCGAGAGCUGUAUUAUAUGCUUGAGGCCUUCCUGCCGGGCAGGAGCUGGAUCGCCGCGUCCCAGAAGUGGGUUUACAUCAAGCAGACCCAGGAGUGGCACGAAAUGGACCUCGGGAUGCUGGUCAACAUGGACAAGAUGAGGCGGCAGAUGCGCCAGAAACCUGUCGUCCAACCGUCCUGUCCUUCUGGUAUGCACGACCUCUAUCGACAUUACGGAACCCGCAGCGUUUGGGAAAAGUACGAAGUCCCCAAGUGUCCCGUUGUCGAGGUGACGGAGCUCUGGGUUGAGGAGGAGGAUGGCAACCAGUCGACCGCGGUCUUGGAGACCAAGACCAUCAAUUCACCCGACAUUGACAGUUGGCUUGAGGAGCCACCUCGCCGAUCUUUCCCGGACGGCGCCUACACGCGAGCGGUUCGCCUUGUUUGGGUUGGCGAGGACCGCAAGAAUGUGCGAGCGAGCCCAUCGACGAAAACGUUAGAGAGGUUAUCAGAGCAGUGGGGGCUUCAAGAUGCCCUGGAUUAUGCUCGAGGCUGUUUCGCCGGAGUGUCAGCAGUUGAGCCAGAUGGUGACCAGCAGGUGUUCACCGUCGCCUACCAUCCCAAGCUCGUCGCAGCUUGGCGUCAUACGGCCGAUAAUUCCUCCGCCUCGACAUCUCACGUACAGGCUAUCAUCUUUGCCGAGGGCGAGGAAAGGAUCGAACUUCGACGUAUCCUGGAUUCGAAAUGGACGACCUCCACCGUCAAGCACCCGAUGUUCCCCGCCCUGGUCUGCAACUUGGUGCUUGCACACGGGCUCGAUACUACGCUUGAGGAUAUCAAGGCGGCCGUCAGGGAGGUGGAGGCGCGCACUGGACAUCACCGUUUUGCGUCCCGGCGCCAGACACAGCCGGCUGCUGGUGAGCUCGGAAGCCUUUCGGCGCAGAUGAGCGGGUGUGCCGCCAAGCUGGCCAACGGGACACGCAAAAUGAAGGUUGUUGAGGCCAUCAACGAGUUUAUCUCCCAACAUAACUCUGGGAGGCCGCCAAACGCCCAGGAAGAAAGGACCAUCCCCCCCACCCAUACGAAUACCAUAGACCGCUCGAUGAGAGGCUCGGGAUAUGGAUUCUCGGCAGCUUAUCUUAACCUUGUCCGGCACCGGGUCCAGAUGCAGGCAGUCGAUGCGGCGUACGUGCAGCAGCGGGUGCAAAUACAAAUCGCCGCGCUAUUCCACCUGAUCGCGCAGCAGGACAACGCCAUUGCUUUUGAUACCGCCAGCGCAACGCGGAGCAUUGCCGCAUCCAGCCUGCAGGACUCGUCGUCCAUGAAGAUGCUCGCCUUGGUCGCCAUGUUCUUCCUCCCCGGGAGCUUUGUUGCCGCCCUGUUUUCCGCGCCCUUGUUUGCUUGGGACGAAGCCCUAGCGGCUGGGGGCAUGGCCGUGGGCACGCGGCCUCAGUUUGCGCUGUUUUGGGCGGUCACAGCGCCGCUGACCGCUCUCGUUUUCGUUCUCUACGGCGUGUGGAUGUGCGUACAAGGUAGAAGGGAGCGGAAGAAGAGCAAUACGUUUGUCUGA
This is a messenger RNA of Chaetomium fimeti, 2385 nucleotides long. RefSeq lists its product as uncharacterized. The record is from RefSeq and is a predicted model, not a curated record. The transcript has 2 exons. Gene Ontology annotation, molecular function: protein binding. NCBI's taxonomy places the organism in Eukaryota, Fungi, Ascomycota, Sordariomycetes, Sordariales, Chaetomiaceae. The coding region runs from base 1 to 2385 and encodes 794 amino acids.